Molecule: messenger RNA, 1440 nt
Organism: Nymphaea colorata (pocket water lily)
Lineage: Eukaryota; Viridiplantae; Streptophyta; Magnoliopsida; Nymphaeales; Nymphaeaceae
Product: caffeoylshikimate esterase-like
Exons: 9
Coding region: 154-1164 (336 amino acids)
Cellular component (GO): membrane
Molecular function (GO): lipase activity
Source: RefSeq, a predicted model, not a curated record
AUUGGUAAGCCAUACUUGCAGUAAGGGCAACUACUUAAGGGCAUCUUCUGAUCUUCUACUUAUAUCAUCCUCCUCUCCCUGCUCUCCUUCCCUCUCCCUCUCCCUCUCCAGCCUUCCUGUUACGGCGACAAAACCAGCAUUCCCCAUAUUCUAAUGGCAGAUACGACGGAGAACGUAAGAUACGAAGAGGAAUGCAUCAUCAACCGGCGAGGGCUGAAGCUCUUCACCUGCAGAUGGCUGCCCAGAAACCAGGAGCCCAGAGGCCUCGUCUUUCUCUGCCAUGGUUAUGCUAUGGAAUGCAGCAUCUCCAUGAAAGGUACUGCAAUAAGGUUAGCAGAAGCAGGGCUGGCGGUGUAUGGAAUAGACUAUGAGGGCCAUGGAAAAUCAUCAGGCUUGCAGGGAUUGGUCUCUAGUUUUGAUCAAGUUGUUGGUGAUUGUUGUGAUUUCUUCGCGACCGUCGCCGAGAGGAAGGAGAACAAGGAGAAGAAGAGGUUCCUGUUGGGCGAGUCCAUGGGUGGUGCAGUCGCCCUUCUUGUGCACAAGAGGCAGCCUUCGUUUUGGGAUGGUGCAAUUCUGGUUGCACCCAUGUGCAAGAUAGCCGACGACAUGAAGCCGAAUGCUUUGUUAAUCAGCAUUUCCGCGAAGCUAUGCAAGAUCAUCCCUACAUGGAAGAUUGUCCCCACUAAGAACAUCAUAAAUGUAGCAAUAAAAGAGCCAAAGAGAAGAGAAGAGGUUCGUUCCAAUCGAUAUUGUUACAAGGGAAGGCCUCGGUUAAAGACUGGGCAUGAGCUCUUGAAGAUUAGCUUGCAAAUAGAGAAGAGUCUCCAUGAGGUAUCACUGCCCUUCUUGGUAGUACAUGGUCAGGAGGACCAAGUAACUGACCCUUCAGUCAGCAAGCUCCUAUAUGAGUCUGCAUCAAGCACAGACAAGACCCUAAGGCUUUAUCCCGGGAUGUGGCAUGCACUGACCUCCGGCGAGCCACCGGAAAACAUUGGGCUCGUCUUCUCCGACAUAAUCAACUGGUUGGACCAGCAAAUCGCACAAGGAAACUCAAGGCUAGACAGUGAUCACCACAAGACGGACUACGGUGACCCGGACUCGAGCCUACUGGUACCGAGGUUGACCUUGUCGCUUGCCGGCUCACUCAGUCUAAAAGGGAGAUGACCAUGCAAACAUUGUAUAUAACUAAUAAUAUGGGACUCAACUUAGAGUGUAGUUAUAGUUUCUUGCCUUAGGCAUACAACAUUUGUUUCCUGUUGUACCUGCUUGUGCCCUGUUUCUCCACAUCACAUUAGUGCCAAGGUGUCUAAAAGGCACCAAAUCAAGUAAGCGCCUAAUAAGAUGAAGAAAUGAACCAAAGGGAGUAAAUUUAUGUCAAUUCUAAACAACCAUAGCUGUAUAAACCAAAUGGAGUAAUGAUGUGGGCCACAUAUUACCUCA